Molecule: messenger RNA, 3070 nt
Organism: Bombus impatiens (common eastern bumble bee)
Lineage: Eukaryota; Metazoa; Arthropoda; Insecta; Hymenoptera; Apidae
Product: solute carrier family 2, facilitated glucose transporter member 10
Exons: 6
Coding region: 248-1966 (572 amino acids)
Biological process (GO): transmembrane transport
Cellular component (GO): membrane
Molecular function (GO): transmembrane transporter activity
Source: RefSeq, a predicted model, not a curated record
GUAAGGCUGUGUCUUGCUUUUGCGCAUAGCUGAAUCUUUUUGUUUCGAACAUCUUGUAAGAUGGCGCUCCAUAUCUAAACGUCAUGAGAACUGUCAAUUCUUGCAUCUACAAAUCCAAAGUGCAAAUGUCAAAUCAACGAAAGUAAACAGUAAAAUUUUUUUCUACUUUCGUUUUCUGCAAACGGAUGUAGAGGUAAUCUCCUUAAUGUGAUUUUUAUGUACUUAAUACUACAUAUAUUGAAGAAAAAUGUCAGACGAAGAAGAUACUACAAUACUGUUAAACAGUGCAAAUAAAACUACCGAAACAUCUAUAAGUAAAGUCCCAAAUGAUUAUCAAUGUUUACCACCGAAAAAUUUAAGGAAACCACUUCCUAAACCAAACGACAACUUAACACCAUUGACAUCAGGAAAUAAAAAUAUUUUUGUUUCCAUGGUAGCAAUUUUUGCAGGUAUUGCUUUUGGAAGUGAUAUGGGUAUUGCAAAACCUAUAGCUCCUUUGAUAAAACAUGAAUUCAAUUUGAAUUGCUUUGAAAAGGAUUUUGUUAUUAGUAUUUGGUUCAUUGGAGCUCUUGUUGGUGGUUCAACGGGUGGUUUGCUAAUCGAUUCAUUCGGUCGACGUUGGACAAUGAUAUCAACGCUCGUUUUUCUAACUUUUGGCGCCACAUUAUCAGCUUUGGCAAAUCAUUAUAUCUUGUUACUUGUCGCUCGGAUAAUUUGUGGAUAUUCUGGAUCUGUUUCAGCAAUAGCUCACUGCAUAUAUAUGGCAGAAGUAUCCGAGCCAAAUAAACGCGGAUAUAAUAUAAUGUUAUAUCACUUGGGCACAGCUACUGGAUUCUUGGUUUCAGUCAUUGCUGCUGCUAUAAAAAAUAUAGACUAUCAGUGGCGAUUUUCCAUUGGUAUAACAGCUGUUCCUGCUUUAGCUGCAUGUAUAGUAACCAUUAUAUUUCUUCAACGAUCUCCCCCAUUCUUACUUUAUAAAAGAAUGGCAAACGUUUCGAAGACACCGUCCAAAAAAGCUUGGUAUACGAUUUUUGAGACUUUAACGAUCAUGGCUUUCUUACUGAUAUUGCAACAAGGUACUGGAAAACGACAAGUUUUGCAUUAUGCACCAAGAUUGUUUGCAUUAUUAGGCAUUUGCUCUAACGUUGCAGAAGUCACAGCUUUAAUAUCCCUUGGCAUCGUGAAGGUAUUUAGUACGAUGUUAUCUCUGGUUAUAGUAGAAAGAUGUGGACGUCGAACAGCUCUAAUUACAUCGGCAACUAUUUGUAUGACAACAAUAUCAUUAUUGUCUUUACUUGCUACGAUAGACAGGGGCGACGACAAUUUAGAUGUUGUAAAUAACCAUUGCAAGAAUCAUCAUAACGAAGAAGUUAAAAUUCAUUCGAUUUUACCUACUGGAUCACCACCACCGUUCCCUUUAUUGCCGACUCCAUUAGCUAUAGUCCCACCCAGCCCGGAAACCUGGACGCAAAUUAAAGCAUCUUGCGAAACACAGAAUAUUGCUGUUUCUGAAGGUCUAACAGGUGGUUUACGUAUUUUAGCAGUAAUAACAUUACUUGUAUAUGAAGCAGCAUAUGCUUUAGGACUUGGACCAGUACCACUUUUAAAUCUUACAGAAGUAUUUCCUGCAGCUAUACGGGGGAAAUGUAUUAGUUCCGUUUCUAUGGUAAUGUGGAUAACACAUAUUAUUGCCACGGAAUCCGUCAGUGCUAUGAUCAGAUCAUUGACAUUAGCCGGAUCCUAUUUGUUUUAUAGUUUCAUGUGCCUCGUUACAAUAUUUUAUGUUUUUUUAUUCAUUCCCGAAACAAAAGGUAAGUCUCUACAUCAGGUUGCACAAGAAUUACGGAAAAUUUCUCUUGGAACACGUAUAUGUAAUAAUUUACGUAGUUUACCGCUCAUUUGUCAUAUUCAAUGGAUUAGAAAAUAUGACGAAAACGCGAGUAACGGGCAAAGUACCCUAAUUUGAAAAUAAAAUUCCGACUAUCAAAGUAUUGGAUUAUCUUAAAAGUUUCCCGUAGUCUUUAAUUAUCAGGUUCAAGAUCAUUUGUAGGUCACAGAGAGUCACUAAACUUGUUUUAUAAUUGCUAUUCCUGUUUUAUAAUUGAUCGUUUCAAAGUCUUUUCAAAGUCAUUUCAAAGAGAUUUCAGUAACAUUACGGUCAUUCAAAGUGAACAGUUUAAAAACUACAGCAAGUUUCAGGAUAAUCCAAUAAUUACAUGUAAUCCCUAUGUGUCUACGAAAGUAUUCCAAAUACUAUUAACUUCAUCUCGUUUUGCAAAGUCGUAACUCUUCUAUAAAGUAUUGUGUUCAACAAAUAUUGCAUAAAAGUAACACACACGUAUUUCAAUAAAAUUUUCUUAACUACGGAUUAUUACAGAACAUAUCACACAAACGUAAUAAAGAAUAUCGAAAUAUGUAAAACAUUUUCGAUGCGAAAGACUGACUAGUUUUUGAAUUUCAACUGUUCAUCUUUUCUCAAUUUAUUAAGUAAAAGUACCUAAGUAAUCAUUUUUUUCAUUAUUUAUACAUGUCUUAUGUAUUUUAUUAUAAUUUUUAAUAUUAUUCAAUGACACUUUUUAUAAUACUCACUUCUAUGAAAAGUUUAAUUGAGAAGGUGUGAUUAGUAAUCAAGUAUUAGACUAGAUAUGUUGAGAAUUAGAUAUUUUAUAGUGUAAUAACAGAUCAAAUUAUGUUUAGAAAUGCGUACCUUAGAAAUUUCAAUAAGGAAAUGUAUAUGUUAUAUAAUAUAUACCACCUCAUAUUAAGAAUAGUCAUCUUUUUUACUAUACGUAUCGUUACGCGUAUAGAAUUCUUCGAAUAUUAAUUUUAUGAUGUUCAUUUGGGUGUUCAUUGCGAUUUCUCUACGUAUUACAAUAACGUGUAAUGUUCUUCGGUGCCAUUUAAAAUAAAUAUCACUAUGUAAAAAAUCUUUUAUUAUACAUAACAUUGCUGUAUAUAAAAAUAAUUUUCAUAUGUAUAAUUAUUGCAGAUUUACAAUAUUGUAAAAUGUAAUAUUGUACUUGGCAAUGAUACAGUUGGUUUAUGUACUUAAUAAAAUGUAUAGAAAAUA